AUGUACGAAAUGAAAGUGAAAAGAAGAGCGAAAGUUAAUCCAAAUAUUAUCUUCAGAGACUCUUUUAAUUUAAUUCCAACUUCUUUGGCAUCAUUGGUCCCUACAUUUGGCCUUGAAGUUGAGGAUAAGCCAUUUUUUCCUCAUUUGGCAAACAAACCAGAAAAUUACGGAAAAAAUAUUUAUCCCACUCCUGAAGAUUAUAUUGCCGAUGGCAUGAUGGUCGAUAAGAGAAAAAAAUUUAAUGCAUGGUAUGAUCAGAACAAAACAGUACCCUUUUUAUUAGAUGAAGCUCUUGCUUCUUAUUGUACGAAUGAUGUAGAAAUUUUGACUGCAGCUCUUAUAGCGUUUCAAAAAGAAUUCUUUGAAGUUUCAAGACGAGAAGUUGAAGGAAGUGGAAUUGAUGUUUUGAAGGAAUCAAUGACUAUAGCAAGUGCAUGCAUGCGCCACUUCAGAAUGAACCAUUUGAAGGAAGACCAUUUGGCCAUUGUCCCUGAAAGAGGUUAUGAGAAGAAGGAUAAUCAAAGUUUAUUGGCAUUAAAAUUUCUUCAAUGGUAUGCUGAAAAAAAUGGAGUUCAAAUUCAAACAGCGUCAAAUGGAGGAGAGAAACAGGUUGGAAAUUUUAAACUCGACGGUUACAUUGAAGAGAAAAAAUUAGCCAUUGAAGUGAAUGGAUGCGUCUGGCACGCAUGUCCAAAGUGUUAUCCCGAAGAUAUUACAUUAAUGCCAAAUGGAAAGACUGCCGGAAAAUUAAGAGAGCAUGGAAAGGAACGUAUUGAAUAUAUUGAAGGUCAGGGAAUAGAAGUAAAGAUAUUCUGGGAAUUUCGAUGAGUACUUAGAUGAUGGACCUUUGGAUAUUCGUGCUUCGUUCUUCGGUGGAAGAACUGGUCCUCUAAAAUUAUAUCAUGAAGCAAAAUUUGGAGAAAAAAUUUCAUAUUUCGACGUAACUUCGCUUUAUCCCUAUAUUAAUUGUACAACAAAAUAUCCAGUCGGACAUCCAAAAAUC
Meloidogyne enterolobii is the source of this 1003-nucleotide messenger RNA. Lineage: Eukaryota; Metazoa; Nematoda; Chromadorea; Rhabditida; Meloidogynidae. The record is from the annotation of a GenBank genome assembly.